AUGUUUAAAACUGCAACUUUACGUGCGUCACAGCUUGUACGUCCUCGCUAUGUGCUUUCGAAGCCUAUAGGACUAGGUUGGACUUCUAUCCGUUAUAGUUCGAAUAACUCUGUCACUCCUAAUGUUUCCUCUGAAAUUCAGUCUACAUUGCCUUCUUUUGAUACCUCAACUGUGGACCAGUUGACUCAGGUAGCAGGUAACACUUCGGAUCAGAUAGGUUACCUUUCAUCUAUCGGAAUGGCCAACUCUUGGGUUUGGCCUACUGGUCUUCUUCAAAAUGUUUUAGAGCAUGUUCACGUAUAUGCUGGUUUACCUUGGUGGGGAACGAUCUGUACUGUGACUAUUCUCGUAAGAUUACUUUUGUUUCCAUUAUAUGUUAAGUACUCUGACAACAUUGGAAAAACUACUAAGAUCAAGCCAGAAUUGGAUGCUAUUAAUGCCAAGCUUUUGUCGUCUUCUGAUACUGUAAAUACUCAAAUGUUAGCUGUCGAAAGGAAACGACUAUUGCUAGAGAAUGGUAUCAAAAACCGUUAUUUGAUUGUUCCCGUAUUACAACUACCACUUGCAAUCUCUUUCUUUAGUGGGCUAAGGCAAAUGGCCAACUAUCCAGUUGAAGGGUUUUCCACACAGGGUAUUUUAUGGUUUACAGACUUAUCACAAGCAGAUCCGUACUUGGGCUUGCAAUGUUUGGCAGCAGCAAUGUUUGUCUCGUUAUCUAGGCUUGGGGGUGAAUCUGGCGCUCAACAAUUCUCUCCACUAAUGAAGAAAGUUUUUACCUUUUUACCUCUACUUUCUAUACCAGCCACUAUGAGUCUUUCAAGUGGUGUUGUGUUAUAUUUGGCAGUUAAUGCUUUCUGUUCAUUUAUACAGACAACUCUUCUAAGAAAUGCUUGGGUUAGAAGAAAGCUCAAUAUCACCGAAUCUGUGAAGCAUGCUGCAGUAGACCCUAAUGCUCCUCAGAAAGGUAUUAUACAAUUACUUAAGGACAAUAUUCGUAGCGCUAAAGAGCAGGCAGAAAAAAGGGCAGAAAUGAAAGUAAAGGCUAUGGACAUGGAAAAAGCUAUCAAGCAACAAAAGCUAGACUCGCGUAUCAAGAUUGUUCAAAGAUCUCAAUUGAAGAAGAAAUAA
Eremothecium sinecaudum is the source of this 1128-nucleotide messenger RNA. RefSeq names its product membrane insertase OXA1 (gene OXA1). Lineage: Eukaryota; Fungi; Ascomycota; Saccharomycetes; Saccharomycetales; Saccharomycetaceae. Gene Ontology annotation, cellular component: mitochondrial inner membrane. The record is from RefSeq and is a predicted model, not a curated record. Gene Ontology annotation, biological process: protein insertion into mitochondrial inner membrane from matrix; mitochondrial respiratory chain complex IV assembly. Gene Ontology annotation, molecular function: membrane insertase activity. The transcript has a single exon. Bases 1 to 1128 code for a protein of 375 amino acids.